Molecule: messenger RNA, 384 nt
Organism: Malania oleifera
Lineage: Eukaryota; Viridiplantae; Streptophyta; Magnoliopsida; Santalales; Ximeniaceae
Exons: 2
Coding region: 1-384 (127 amino acids)
Biological process (GO): regulation of DNA-templated transcription
Molecular function (GO): DNA-binding transcription factor activity; sequence-specific DNA binding
Source: RefSeq, a predicted model, not a curated record
AUGCUGCCUGCGGAUGCCGAGAUCCGUGAAGAAGAAGAAGAAGAAGAAGAAGAAGAAAAUUCCAAACAAGAAGAAAUCAAUCCCCUCUUAGUGCAUACAUCCAAUAUAUCGUUUUUCAAAGGUGAUGGCUACUUUUCGCGACGCUAUGGCAAAAGACAAAAUCUUCAUGGAAAGGAAUGUAGCUAUUACGGGUGUUCAUUUUGGCCUAAAUGCCGAGCGAAAAAGCGAAUCGUACACUUGCUUAAUGGGAGGACUUUAAUUACUUACCAGGGUGAGCAUGAUCAUUCUAAUGGAUCUUCAAUAGAUGCUACACAAGAAGAUUAUUCUUUGGAUGAUGGUGAAGUUUUUGAUGAUGAGGAGGCAGAAUCAAAGUUUUUGUUUUAA